This is a messenger RNA of Arabis nemorensis, 192 nucleotides long. The record is from the annotation of a GenBank genome assembly. NCBI's taxonomy places the organism in Eukaryota, Viridiplantae, Streptophyta, Magnoliopsida, Brassicales, Brassicaceae.
AUGGUAGCAGUAACCGUAGCUGUAAUAAACCACAUUGAGAUUGCAGACAUAACUGUUCUCUUCCAUGUCUGCGCUUGUGUUGUUACAGGAGGAGAAGAUACAAUGACUGUCAAGAAGUUUGUGUUUGCUGACAGACAUGACCUGACUAAGCUAGUCUGUUUCGUCGCUGCUGCAAAGUUUCAUGGGAAGUAA